Molecule: messenger RNA, 1000 nt
Organism: Salvelinus sp. IW2-2015
Lineage: Eukaryota; Metazoa; Chordata; Actinopteri; Salmoniformes; Salmonidae
Product: tumor necrosis factor receptor superfamily member EDAR-like
Biological process (GO): positive regulation of JNK cascade; positive regulation of canonical NF-kappaB signal transduction
Cellular component (GO): plasma membrane
Molecular function (GO): protein binding; signaling receptor activity
Source: RefSeq, a predicted model, not a curated record
UUGAUUUUCAAAUGAUCUUCCUCAGAGUGAGAAUUUCAUUGGCAAUCACUAUUUCCAGGAGAAGUUUCAAAGGAGUUACAGAGAACAGUGAGUAAUAGUACAUUGACUCUUAAAACUAGUUGUGUAGAUGAUGGUUAUGUGUGUAUUGUUCAUCUAGUGACGCUGGAUACGGUCCAAGUCUCCAUGGCUCUUAUUGGUUCAGUGACUUCCGCCUCAAUCUUCCUACUGCUUCUGUUGCUUUGGGCCUUACUACUGAUCAUUGAGAGAUUCAAACAGGUUCCAAAGUAUUGUCCUGAAGGUCUACAUUCUGAAGUAGACACAGCCUUCCCACGGAAUACACUCCUCUCUAACACCACAGAGACUGGAGAGAAACCACCAGUUACCCCAUCAGAGAGUCCUGGACCAACACAGAACGCCCAACACAGAUGCCUAAGCUCACUGAGUAAUGAGGGUAAAGUGCAUCCCACCUCUAUUGUCAUCAAUGUCACCACCAACAUUAAGCCAUCCCUUCAACAUGGAGGUGAAGACGGCCCCUGGGAGGGUCAGAGAGGACACUGUCACACACCAGAGCAGAUGGAACAAAAACUGUUAGAAAUCUGCACAGUAGCUCAAGGUCAGAGUCUGGAGGAGCUAAACUAUGACACAGUCCAGGACCUGUCUCUGCUGCUGGACUCAGGGGGCUGUGGCCGGGGCAGCGGGGUGAGAAGGCUGGGCUAUUCCCUGGGUGUCACCCCGGAGGUCCUUUCUAACCUCCAUGGCUUCCAGGAUCUCUUCCAGUACCUGCGCACCUCCACCUACAUCCUACUGCCCCAACUGGCCCAGGCCGCCGCCCUCCUGCCCCGCCCUGACGUUGUUGCUAGGAUACACCGUGGUCUGGUGACCAAUCACACAGAGACAUCCAGGCCCUAGGGACAUGUUGCCAAUCCCACCUUGGCCUGUGUGACAUACAGUGCAUUUGGAAAGUAUUCAGACCCCUUGACUUUUUCCACAUUUUGUUACG